CCGCCCAAAUCGAUCUCUAUCCCGGCCCCUCUCUCCGUCGCAACCCUAACGGUCGACCGAUUCAGCUCCGGAUGAGCCAGAUUCCGCCGGCGAAAGCUCAGAUUUUCACUUCCAGUCGCUAAUUCAGACCAUUGUCCCGCCAUCCUCCACGUCAAUCGGCGGGAGCCAAUGGAAUCGAGCCAAUAAAACGCUUAAGAGAAGAGGGAUCAGUUUCUUUCCACAAGCAGCGUUCGUCUCAGUUCUUUUUUCCCCUCUUUCAGACGACAGGCCCAAUGAUGGCUUCUCGGAACCAGAACAGGGCUCCUCGGAGUCCUUCUUCAAAACGGGGUGAUGGUGAUGGGGUUCCGUUGGACAAGCGUCGGAGGGUCGGAGCUGGCGUGGGGAAGACCGCAGGCAGCGAACGUAAGCCGUUUGGUUCAGUUAACAAGAAGCUGGAAGCGGCAGCUAGCUCGGCUGAUGCAAGCAGCAAGGAUGCUUCGGAGAGUAGUUGCAUUGAGUUCACGAAGGAGGAAGUUGAGGCAUUAGUAAACGAGAAGGCCAAGAUGAAGAGAUUCGAUCUCAAGGGAAAUUUGGAAGCAACAACUGAGUUGAACAGCAGGCUCAAGCUUUGUCUAAAAUGGUGUCAGAAAAGAGAGGAAGGGCACGUGGAGGAAGAGAGCAAGCUCCGAAAUGAUUUGGAAUCUUACCAGAAAAGAUGUGAGGAUACCGAGGUCGAAAUGCGACGAGUUGAAGAGGUGUCUAGAACAACUAUAGUAGAGCUGACUAAAGAGAAUGCAUCCUUGAAGGAGAAGCUUUCCAAGGAAGAAUCAGAGAAGCUGGCUGCCGUUGAGAGUUAUAGGAAGGAACACGAGGCAAGAAUCGCAUUAGAGACUGAGAAGGCUUCUCUCUCGAAGGAACUUGAGGAAGCUAAUAAGAAGGCUUCCUUGGAUGCGGACACGAAUAACAACUUGAAGGCGUACAAUGAGAGCCUACAACAGUACAAUGCCAAAUUGCACAGUGACCUUGACGCAACACGAAAUUUGUUGCAACGAGUAGAGCAAGAGAAGGUAGCAGUAGUUGAGAACCUAAGUACGGUAAGGGGUCAUAAACAAUCGUUGCAGGAACAGCUGGCUAUUUCAAGAGCUUCCCAAGAUGAGGCAGUAAAUAUGAAACAUUCAUUAGCCACUGAAGUAAAAUGCCUUCGUGGGGAUCUUCAACAAGUGAGAGAUGAUCGUGAUCGGCAGUUGGCUCAAGUUCAAGACUUGAAUGCUGAACUAUUGAAAUAUCAAGAAAACACAGGCAAAUCCCAGGCUGAACUGGAUGUGCUCAUUUCAAAAGCACAGUUGUUAGAGGAAACUUGUUCUUCCCACCGCAAGCAGAUAAGUUUAUUGGAGCAGAAAUUGACUGCGGCAAAUGAAAAGUCAAAGACUUUGGACAUGACUGCUGCUGAGGCACGCACGGGAUUUGAGGAACAAAGAAGAAUAGUAAGUGAAUUGCAGGAGCGACUUGCUGAUGCAGAACAGCAACUCCUUGAAGGAGAGAAGUUGAGGAAAAAGUUGCAUAACACUAUUUUGGAACUUAAGGGGAAUAUCAGAGUUUUCUGUAGAGUUCGUCCUUCGUUACCAGAUGAUGCUCGGGCUGACACACAAGUUGUUACUUAUCCUAGUUCUUUAGAAUCCCUUGGUCGUGGGAUUGAUGUAAUGCAAAAUGGUCAAAAGUAUCCUUUCACGUUCGAUAAGGUGUUCAGCCAUGAUGCUUCACAACAGGAUGUAUUUGUGGAAAUUUCGCAGUUGGUUCAAAGCGCCCUUGAUGGCUAUAAGGUCUGCAUAUUCGCCUAUGGACAAACAGGCUCUGGGAAAACCUACACCAUGAUGGGGAGGCCUGAAGCACCCGAGCUGAAGGGCCUAAUCCCGCGCUCCCUCGAGCAGAUAUUUCAAGCUAGUCAAGUACUUAUGUCCCAGGGCUGGAAGUACAAAAUGCAGGCCUCAAUGUUGGAGAUAUACAAUGAAACAAUUAGGGACUUGCUAUCACCUAACCGUUCCUCCAGCGGCGAAAGCAGUAAUGCACCUGGAAAGCAAUACAACAUUAAACAUGAUGCCAAUGGAAAUACACAUGUGACAGACCUUACUGUCGUUGAUGUGAGCAGCAUAGCCGAGAUUUCCUCCCUCCUUCGACAGGCUGCUCAAAGCAGGUCUGUUGGGAAAACCCAAAUGAACGAGCAGUCUUCAAGAAGCCACUUCGUUUUUACUCUGCGAAUUUAUGGGGUGAACGAGGGCACUGAGCAGCAGUUGCAAGGCGUCCUCAACCUCAUCGAUUUGGCGGGAAGCGAACGACUUUCCAGAAGUGGAGCAACGGGCGAUAGGUUGAAGGAAACCCAGGCCAUAAACAAAAGUCUGUCAUGCUUAGCUGAUGUAAUCUUCGCCCUGGGCAAGAAAGAAGACCACGUUCCCUUCAGGAACUCCAAGCUGACGUAUCUUCUUCAGCCUUGUUUAGGCGGGGACUCGAAAACGCUAAUGUUCGUCAACGUGUCUCCCGACCCUUCCUCCGUCGGAGAAUCAUUAUGCUCGCUGAAGUUCGCCGCCAGGGUGAACGCUUGCGAGAUCGGGGUUCCCAGGCGCCAGAUGAAUUUGAGACCCGCCAUUGCUGCCGUCGAUUCCCGUUUGAGCUACGGCUAAGAAACACACCUCAAGCUAGCUUCUAGCUAGCCUGUUUACUUUCUCUCCCUGUUAACCCGACUAGUUAUUUGUCACUCAUGAUCUUUCAAAGGAGCCAAUAAUAAGCUUUGGUGUGCUAUGUUUGUCUGUAGAUUUCUUUAACCUUGAUUGUGGGGUGUUUUUGUUUGUCAGAAAGAAGGAUUCGAGAGAGAACAAAAUGGCUUGUGAUGUAUUAAUUUUGUGAUCCUAUAUUGGAAAAGAAGUUCACCACUUGGUUGAGCCUAUUAUUCGGUUAAUGGUCUGCGUUGUUAAGCUAACAGAUAACCGACAGCUAACAGUUGUAAAGUUAAGCAAUUAUAAGUUAGAUGUACAGUUGUAUAUCAAUUACUUGGGCAACACAGUGGCAGUUCGGUUACCGGUUAUCGGUUAACCGGCCGGUUAAACCAAUAAUCGGCUGGUUAUUCACUAAGUGGUAACCGAAGUAACCGAACUUCGGUUGGUUAUCGGAGAUUGGAUGAAAUGGUUUUUAGUCUUAAAAGUGGUUCGAUUAAUCGAUAAAUAAGAUAAUCGAGA
This is a messenger RNA of Linum trigynum, 3206 nucleotides long. NCBI's taxonomy places the organism in Eukaryota, Viridiplantae, Streptophyta, Magnoliopsida, Malpighiales, Linaceae. The record is from the annotation of a GenBank genome assembly.